AUUGUGGUGGAUAGUCGCUUUUAGCGUCUCAGUUUACUUAUGUUUUGUAUCGAUCCGGAGUAUUUUGAUAGGUUGGAGCGAGAAUCCGGUAACAGUUGGUUUUACGGAAAAACAAGCGCCCAUAUCCGAUAUUCCCUACCCUACAAUAACGAUAUGCCCAGAGAUCAAAGCUCGUCAAAAAAUGAUCAACGCAUCGAACAUAAAUGAAAUGUUGCUCAAAGCAGGCGCCCUAACUGACACAGAGUGAGAAAUGAACAUUUUUUUUUUAACAUUACACAUUUUGCGUUUUUUAGAUUCAUGAAACUUGAUGCCUUAGCACACAUAUGCCACAUGUGGGUAUAUAGCGGAUAUGAUUUUGUAAAUGAAUCAAUAUAUAGAACUAUCGAAGAAAUCGCUCCGUAUCUGGACGAGUCUUUUGUUAAUUGUAAAUGGCAGAGUAAUACUAUUAGCUGUGACGCUCUCUCGCCAAUUUUCACCGAUAGCGGUUUAUGCUACGCUUUCAAUGCUCUAAACUCACACGAAAUGUUUACAGAUGAAAUGGCUCCAGCGUUGAUGAUCGCAAAACGAAAUCCAAAUAUAUCGCAGUGGAACUUAGAGGAAGGAUAUGAAAUCGGUGUAAAUGAUGACUGCUACCCAAUGCGCAUAUUCAAUGCAAAACCAACCGGUGCUUUAACACUGUUCCUUCAACUGGUGACCGAAAAUUUAUCAUUCAAAUGCCAACGCUUGAAUUCGGGAUUUCAAGUGUUUAUAACUUUGCCGGGUGAGGUACCAGGCAUGUCUGGUCUUGUAUUCCAAAUACCUUCUGAUGAAGUAGUACAAAUAUCGAUUAGAGCGAAAUCGAUCACAACAUCGGAUGGACUACGAAUUUAUAAGCCAAGCCAGCGCCAAUGUUUCUUCGGAACCGAGCGUCAAUUGAUGUUCUUUAAAAUGUACACGCGAAAUGGAAUGCUUAGCAAAUUUCACGGAGCAGGAAUGUGGAUGCGUAAAAUUUUCAAUGCCAAGUAUAACUAAAGUGGAUAAUUUUUUGAGUCGGCGAUUUUAUGCAUAAGUAUCGAAAUCUCUUAUGGAAGAAAGUAUUGAAAAUAAUCUCAAUUUAUCAAUCAAGUCAAAUUUUAAAAAUGAUACAAACACAAAACAUCCAAUAAAAUUGGUGUGAAUGGUGAUCGGUUUUCAUCGACAAAUUAAAGCGUAAAUAGAAACUUGCAAAUCAGUACCAUCAAUAUGAAAAUUCAGAAUAAAUCUAUAGAUAUUCAAAAUCGCCAUAAAUGCACAAUAAUCACCAAAGUUUUCACUCUAUUCGAAUCUACAACAGUCUUUUUUAUGUGUUAUUGGUUUCGAUAGUUUAUUUUUGCAUAACAUAUUAUUGACAACUGUGUGUUGUCUUUCCAAUUGACAGUUUUUGACACUUCACAUGACAUGUAAAGUCAUCGAAUUCAAAACUAUGCUCGGUGCUCGUUAUUUCACAUUGCAAAAUCUAUUUCUGUAUACAUAAUAUGCAUAUGUUUUGUGUGCAAUACGAUGUAAUUAUGUAAGAAAAUCGAAAUAAACCGGUUGAGAGGUGAAGUUUGAGGACGCC
Messenger RNA from Sitodiplosis mosellana (orange wheat blossom midge), 1576 nucleotides. RefSeq names its product pickpocket protein 28-like. The record is from RefSeq and is a predicted model, not a curated record. The transcript is spliced from 2 exons. Gene Ontology annotation, molecular function: ligand-gated sodium channel activity. Gene Ontology annotation, biological process: sodium ion transmembrane transport. Gene Ontology annotation, cellular component: membrane. NCBI's taxonomy places the organism in Eukaryota, Metazoa, Arthropoda, Insecta, Diptera, Cecidomyiidae. The coding region runs from base 298 to 1011 and encodes 237 amino acids.